AUGGAGGUGACAGAAUGUGACGGCACAGUCUUCGUCUUCAUGGAGCGAGCUACUGGGGGUGACCUGUUUGAGCUCAUCGUUGCGAGGAAUCGGCUCCAGGACAAGGAGGCACGAAAAUACUUCCGGCAGAUCAUUGAUGCAGUGGGAUUUUGCCAUCGGAACCGCGUGGCCCAUCGAGACCUCAAGCCUGAGAAUAUCUUCAUGGACUCCAACAUGAACGUGAAGCUCGGAGACUUUGGCCUUUCAGCAAAGUUCGAGUGGGGGACUCCCCUCACCGAAUCUGUGGGCUCCCCAAACUACGCAGCCCCGGAGUUGCUGCAGCGCGCAUGCAGCUACCAGGGCCCAGAGGUCGAUGUUUGGGCCGCCGGCUGUGUGCUGUAUGCCAUGAUUACUGGGACGUUGCCUUUUGAUGCCGACAGAACUGAUGCUCUCUUCAAACUGAUCAAAUCUGGCACUUACCGCAUGCCUGGUUACGUCUCAGAACAGGCCAAGGACGCUUAUGACCUCAUUUCCAAGAUGCUCACGAUCGAUCGUGAAGCAAGAGCCUCCGUGGCAACUUGCCAUGGCAGAAAGAUGAUCUUGUCAAGAUAUGGGCACACAUUCCGCUGGCUUAGCGGCAACAGGGCCCAGUUGAUUUUAACCUCGGCAGUUGAGCAUGCAGACAUUCGAAGGCACUGCUGGCUAGAGGAGGAGGUGCGCACCAAGGAGGUCAAGGCGAGACAGCCCGGGUUCUAA
This is a messenger RNA of Symbiodinium natans, 735 nucleotides long. NCBI's taxonomy places the organism in Eukaryota, Dinophyceae, Suessiales, Symbiodiniaceae. The record is from the annotation of a GenBank genome assembly.